GAAGCUAUGACCAGGUGACUAAUUUCACUGGUUUUAAUUGAGCUGGGUGUAAUCUCAGUGCUGCCUGUGAGUGGAACUGUACAUAAACGACACGCAGAUAGCCUUUUGAGGGGGCAUUAUCAAGUUGGGAGUUCCCCUGCCGUCCAACAAGGGAAGAUGGGGAAGCUGAGAGCUUUCACUCUGACGUUCUCCAAGCCGGAGAGGGUGUAUACAGCGGGCGAACUCAUAGCUGGGAACGUUGUAGUUCAGCUUAACGAAAACAUGCGAAUGAGAGGUAUCCUGAUUUCCUUCAAAGGAAACAGCCACGUUAAGUUUGAAAAGACGAAGUCAAGAUCAACCUACACCUAUAAAGCAAAUGAAGACUACUUUGACAACACGUGUACUUUAUUUAAACCAGCUGAUGGUACCGAAUAUCUGCACCAAGGCGAGCACCGAUUCAGCUUUCAGUUUCAGUUGCCACCCGCACUACCCGGUACCUUCGAAGGGGAAUUUGGACAUGUCAGAUAUUACGUCAAAUGUAGGAUAGACAGGCCAUGGAAGUUUGACCAUUGUGUGAAAGAGGCCUUCAGUGUUCUAGGCAAGCUGGAUCUUAAUUCUGAACCGGGUGCGGAUAUGCCACAGCACCUGGAAAAUUCGGAGAAAUCGUAUAACUGCUGUUGUAUGGAGGAUGGUGCUGCAAAAUUAACCCUAAACAUACCCCGAACAGGCUACGUGCCAGGAGAGUCCAUCCCUAUCACGGCAGAGGUGUCCAACAGCGUGCCAGAGAUACUCACCUUAACAGUGGAACUUAUACAGUAUCUCACUUUUAAAGCUGGGAGUCAUACAAGAGAGUUGCGGAACGUCGUAUCACAAUUCGAGCCGGUGAAAAUUUUAACCAGACAGGACUAUUUUGCCAACCAGCAACCACUCCACAUCCCGGCCAUCCCACCUUCACGGCUUGAUGGAUGUGACAUCAUAGAUGUCCAGUAUGCGCUCAAGGUAAAAGCGACUACAGGCUGGUUCGAGGUAAAGUGUAAAGGAAAAAUCAUUAUUGGAACUAUCCCUCUCCGUUCAGUGGUAGAUGCUUACAGAACUCCGCCUCUGGCAGAUUUAAACAGCAUUGCGUUGGAACCCAGUGCGCCUGCCAUUCCAUUUCCACCAGCAGUGCAUUCUCCACAACCGCCCCCAAAUGCUGCAGCCUUUGAGAUGCCACCCCCAUCGUAUGAAGAGUGUGUUUUUGGAACCACAAAUAUUCGGGACACUGACGACACGGACUUCACUUUCGGAUCUGCGACUUACGCGCCCAAAUACACAUACUACAAAUGGACCUAAAUCCGAUCGGAGAUACUGGCCUUAUAUACAACUGGCCUUAUAUACAACUGGCCUUAUAUACAACUGGCAUCAUUUUGAAUUCACUGGUUCACUGGUGUUGGACCUUCUCAAAAUAAGAUUUGCACUUGCG
Liolophura sinensis is the source of this 1441-nucleotide messenger RNA. Its product is annotated as arrestin domain-containing protein 17-like. Gene Ontology annotation, cellular component: cytoplasm. The transcript is spliced from 7 exons. Bases 157 to 1311 code for a protein of 384 amino acids. The record is from RefSeq and is a predicted model, not a curated record. Gene Ontology annotation, biological process: protein transport. NCBI's taxonomy places the organism in Eukaryota, Metazoa, Mollusca, Polyplacophora, Chitonida, Chitonidae.